This is a messenger RNA of Pan troglodytes (chimpanzee), 5448 nucleotides long. RefSeq names its product SUFU negative regulator of hedgehog signaling (gene SUFU). The record is from RefSeq and is a predicted model, not a curated record. Gene Ontology annotation, molecular function: transcription factor binding. The transcript is spliced from 13 exons. Gene Ontology annotation, cellular component: cytoplasm; nucleus. The coding region runs from base 695 to 2149 and encodes 484 amino acids. NCBI's taxonomy places the organism in Eukaryota, Metazoa, Chordata, Mammalia, Primates, Hominidae.
ACACAGCGGUUAAGGCCCCUAGAGCCAAGGGCCCAAGGACUGGCUUGGACUAUAACUCUUUCCUUUAUCCACUCCAGAGUUCUCCAUCCCACUUUUGCUGGCUGGCCGCCUUGCCUGCGGACUAUGUGAUAAGGGGAGGAAGGAGGCGGCGGUGGCUGAACGCGCCUGACAGGCCGGGCCAGUGACAAAGAGCCGGCGGCUCAGGCUGAACCCCGGGAAGCGAUCCUUUCGAGGAGGAGAGCCCAAGUCCCCUUAUAGAUAGGAAAGACGCAACUCACGUUGUCGAUCACGACAGGCUGGUUGGCGAUCACAUCGUAGGACUCCAUGGCAGAGGAAUCUCUCCUUCUGGGGAAGGAACUGCCCAGCCGGGUCCGCCGCUAGCGCCACUGACACGCAUGCGCAGUCUAGCCGCCGGUUCAGGGCGGCGAGGGAGCGGCCCGACCUCGCCUCUGAAGAACUACAAUCCCCAGCAAGCUUUGCGCCUGGGUUAGCGAUCUAGCUUGCUUUGCUGCCCGCCUAGUUUAAGACUGGGAGUCGCAUUUCCAAUGCACAGUACCCUGGGAUUUGUGGUCUCCCUAGAUUAAACAGCCAGAGACACAGGUUGAUGGUCAUGUUGCAUGCCUGGAUCUGUAGUCCCUUUGAAGGAGUUCGCAGUGCAUGCUGAGUUACCCCAGUGCCUGCCCUACGCACCCCGAUGGCGGAGCUGCGGCCUAGCGGCGCCCCCGGCCCCACCGCGCCCCCGGCCCCUGGCCCGACUGCCCCCCCGGCCUUCGCUUCGCUCUUUCCCCCGGGACUGCACGCCAUCUACGGAGAGUGCCGCCGCCUUUACCCUGACCAGCCGAACCCGCUCCAGGUUACCGCUAUCGUCAAGUACUGGUUGGGUGGCCCAGACCCCUUGGACUAUGUUAGCAUGUACAGGAAUGUGGGGAGCCCUUCUGCUAACAUCCCCGAGCACUGGCACUACAUCAGCUUCGGCCUGAGUGAUCUCUAUGGUGACAACAGAGUCCAUGAGUUUACAGGAACAGAUGGACCUAGUGGUUUUGGCUUUGAGUUGACCUUUCGUCUGAAGAGAGAAACUGGGGAGUCUGCCCCACCAACAUGGCCCGCAGAGUUAAUGCAGGGCUUGGCACGAUACGUGUUCCAGUCAGAGAACACCUUCUGCAGUGGGGACCAUGUGUCCUGGCACAGCCCUUUGGAUAACAGUGAGUCAAGAAUUCAGCACAUGCUGCUGACAGAGGACCCACAGAUGCAGCCUGUGCAGACACCCUUUGGGGUAGUUACCUUCCUCCAGAUCGUUGGUGUCUGCACUGAAGAGCUACACUCAGCCCAGCAGUGGAACGGGCAGGGCAUCCUGGAGCUGCUGCGGACAGUGCCUAUUGCUGGCGGCCCCUGGCUGAUAACUGACAUGCGGAGGGGAGAGACCAUAUUUGAGAUCGAUCCACACCUGCAAGAGAGAGUUGACAAAGGCAUCGAGACAGAUGGCUCCAACCUGAGUGGUGUCAGUGCCAAGUGUGCCUGGGAUGACCUGAGCCGGCCCCCCGAGGAUGACGAGGACAGCCGGAGCAUCUGCAUCGGCACACAGCCCCGGCGACUCUCUGGCAAAGACACAGAGCAGAUCCGGGAGACCCUGAGGAGAGGACUCGAGAUCAACAGCAAACCUGUCCUUCCACCAAUCAACCCUCAGCGGCAGAAUGGCCUCGCCCACGACCGGGCCCCGAGCCGCAAAGACAGCCUGGAAAGUGACAGCUCCACGGCCAUCAUUCCCCAUGAGCUGAUUCGCACGCGGCAGCUUGAGAGCGUACAUCUGAAAUUCAACCAGGAGUCCGGAGCCCUCAUUCCUCUCUGCCUAAGGGGCAGGCUCCUGCAUGGACGGCACUUUACAUAUAAAAGUAUCACAGGUGACAUGGCCAUCACGUUUGUCUCCACGGGAGUGGAAGGCGCCUUUGCCACUGAGGAGCAUCCUUACGCGGCUCAUGGACCCUGGUUACAAAUUCUGUUGACUGAAGAGUUUGUAGAGAAAAUGUUGGAGGAUUUAGAAGAUUUGACUUCUCCAGAGGAAUUCAAACUUCCCAAAGAGUACAGCUGGCCUGAAAAGAAGCUGAAGGUCUCCAUCCUGCCUGACGUGGUGUUCGACAGUCCACUACACUAGCCUGGGCUGGGCCCUGCAGGGGCCAGCAGGGAGCCCAGCUGCUCCCCAGUGACUUCCAGUGUAACAGUUGUGUCAACGAGAUCUCCACAAAUAAAAGGACAAGUGUGAGGAAGACUGCGCAGUGCCACCCCGCAGCCCAGUGGGGUGCCAUGCACAGGCCACAGGCCCCCCACCUCACCUCCAGCUCAGGGGCUGCACCCCGCCGCUGGCUAAGCCUUGUGACCCAUCAGGCCAGUGAGUGGGCAAAUGCGGACCCUCCCUGCCUGCAGCCUGCACAGAUUCUGGUUUGAGGUUUGACUCUGGACCCUGGCUGUGCCCCUAGGUGGAGACAGCCCUCUUUCUCACCUACCCCCUGCCGCACAGCCCAGCAGGAGGGAGGCGGACAGCCAGGUGCAGAGCGAGUGGAUGCACUUCCCAGCUCAUCUCUGGAAGCCUUUGCUACUCAAGCUCCUCUGGCCGCGGAACAAUUCCUCUGAUCAUGUUUGGUUUUCUUCUUCCUUAUUUUAUUUUGUAGAAACCGGGUGGUAUUUUAUUGCUCUGCAAAGAUGUCCAGAAGCCAUGUAUAUAAUGUUUUUUAAACAGAACUUCAUUCCCCGUUGAACUUUCGCAUUCUCUGACAGAGGCCUAGGGCUGUAUCUCUCCCUGGGCUGCCACCAGAGAAGGUGCUUGGUGUUCGCCUGCCAGCCCAGAGCCCUGGAGGAGCCGGCUGCACAGAGAGGCUUUUCUUCCCAGCUGGGCCUGGUGGAGCCCGGGGCAGGGGGAGAGUAGAGACACUCCCUUGUGCAGCUUUGAGCCUAGUUUAGCUGGGGCCAGGGAGGGGUGCUACUGUUUUCCAAGUGAAUGGGUCUCAAAGACUUGGUGACCCCAGCCUCAUCUUCUAGGCCUUUUCCACCCAACCAGGCCUACCUGGGAGAGGGUGAGGUUCAGCACAUCACACACCAUCCCCACUGUCAUUCAGGGCCUGGGUCUCCAGCUCUGUAACCAGUCCUGUCCCAUUUCCUCAGUCCCUGGGCCUCCCAGCCUUCAGGCUGUAGGGCUGCCUUACUAAAACUGAAAAAUCCACCUCUUAACAUCUCUUUCACUUUGGUUUUGCUAACACUGCUCUCUGCUGCCCUCCCAUCCUCCCUGUAUCCAUUCAUGCCCUAUCUUUCAUUCUCCACUCCUAAUCCCUCUCCUUUCUGGCAUCCUGGCCUCUCGUGGUCCUCAGCCCCUCACCCCCAGUACUGCAGAUCUCACAGUUUGCCUUCCAGAAGCCAGCCUAUCUCUAGCCCAUGGUUUUGGAGUUCCUCUCGGGUUAUCUCCCACUCCUGACCUGGAACCAGCAAGCCCCUUUCCUGCCUUCUUACCCCCAACUCUAGGGACGGGACUGUUAUAAUACUUCAAGAUCACUCUUUACACCUCUUCAAAGCAAAGUCAUGACAAUGCAGGGCUCCUCAUUGCUCCCAUCUGCCUCUGCUGCACACACAGGCACCAGCAGGGAUGCCACAGGAGUGCCCACAGGGUGCAGGACUCCGCUGAUGAGAGAUCCAGCCAAAGAGCUGCCCCCAGGGGUAUGAGGGCACCAGCUGGGUUCUCCAGGGAGCAGGAGUUGGACCUCCAUGGAGCCACUAGGCCUGGCCUCCUCUACACAUCCCCAGGGCUAUCUGGUUAAUUCCAUCAAGCUCAGAGUUAAAAGGCAUAUCAGCCUGGAGUAUUUGGGAGAGACUGGCUGCAGGUCCCCGCCAGCCAAGAUGCAAGCCACUUGGGAUCUGAUGUCGGCAGCUGUGCCUCUACUGCCCUGAGGACUUACCAGAGGGAGCCCUACUGGCCUUCCCCCACCACAGCAGCCCUGCCUGUGAAGCUCUUGCUUCUGACAUUUCACAGGCAGAGAGGUGCCAUCAGUUCGCCUCCAUUCCUUGCCACCAUGACCAGCCUCUCCCUGAACUCUCUCUUGCUCGGGACCUGCCUGAGGGCUCCCUGCUGCAGCUCGCCGUACUUCCAUCUGCUGGGUGCCUCCAUCGUUGGUUGGGUGGGGAUGGGGCAUUUUCUGAGCUAAGCUUUGUCAUUAGUUUGUGAAGCACCUGGUCAGCAACCUGCCCCAGACCUGGAGGGUCUUUGUGGACUGAAGGUAGACACCAGCCAGCAUGGUGGCCCUGUUCUGGGGGAGCAGGGUAAGGCAGGAGGAAGUGGGUGAGCUCCGAGAUAAUGAGCACAUGAAGCCUGUGGCCCCUUCGUACCCGCAAUAUGUCAGGAGCCUCACGCUCACCCAAGAUCCUGCAGGGGCCAGGCUCCAUCUCACUGGCUCUGAGGGCAGGACAGGGUAUCACACAUUUCUGACCAGGCCUCCUUUCCUAUGGGCAUUGGUGCCUCCCAGAGGUUUCUUGGGCUGCUGGCUGGUGAGAGAGGACCCUUAAAGAAGAUCAAGCCAAGCUGACCUUGGACCCUGUCCAGCACAGCUUCUGGCACAGGAUGCUUGGUGAAUGUACCCUUUCUUUCCCUCCCUGCAGCUCUGAGGGAGCCCCUGACCUUGUAGUGGGUGGAGGAGGUAAGGGGCCUCCCUCCCUAAAUCUGCCUCUUCUGCAAGCUACUUGGAGACUUGCCUAGUCCUACCCACCCCUUCAGGUCCCUGGUGCUAGAGCUUCUGAGAAGGGCCUUUCCCUUUGCUCUUUGCCUGCUAUAUAAGGCAGGCUCCUGUGGCUCUGCUGGCUCAGUGUGGGCUGCAGGAGGACUGCAGACUCAGCUGCAAUUCUGAGGGGGGUUUGGGAGGCUUGUGCGAGGUCUCAGGCCUGUGUGGGGAGCUGGUGCCUCUUCCUGCCCGUAUCUUUCUCUUCCAAGGGCAGUGCUCCAAGGCAGGGACUGGAGAAGCCGAGGGGAGAGUCUAAAAGGGCUAGAGCAUUUUUAAAAAUAGACACAGGGUCUUGGGACUGGGGUUUCGGAUUGAGUUGCAAGCAGGGAGAAAACCUGAAGGUCGGUGCCCCUAUGGGGCUGACCAGUAGAGAAUUUCCUUUACUGUAUUUUUGUAUCUGGUCUUCCCUCUCUGGCUUCUAGGACAUCCAUGCCAGGUGAGGUGCCUGGGUCCCUGUUACAAGUCAGGAGCCCUGUAGGGAGACCCCUCCUUUUGUACAAGUACCUGAAUGCUGCGACAAGCAGAUUUUUGUAAAAUUUUAUAUUAGUUUUUAAUGUCAGUGGCGACUCGGUUCCUGGGGCUGCAGCCAGCCUGGGACUUUCGUAAGAAUUUUUGGGUGACUCACUUAGAUGUCGUUUCCUUCUUGCCCCCUCUUCCUCUCUGUAAUCUAAGUGCAUUAAACAUCUUUGCAGAA